This is a messenger RNA of Toxotes jaculatrix (banded archerfish), 4833 nucleotides long. RefSeq names its product forkhead box O4 (gene foxo4). Gene Ontology annotation, cellular component: nucleus. Gene Ontology annotation, molecular function: DNA-binding transcription factor activity, RNA polymerase II-specific; RNA polymerase II cis-regulatory region sequence-specific DNA binding. Lineage: Eukaryota; Metazoa; Chordata; Actinopteri; Toxotidae. The record is from RefSeq and is a predicted model, not a curated record. Gene Ontology annotation, biological process: regulation of transcription by RNA polymerase II. Bases 1598 to 3571 code for a protein of 657 amino acids. The transcript is spliced from 3 exons.
CAGUGGUAAACAGACGUCAGAAGGGAGUCUUCGCCUCGAGUCAAAACAAAACAAAACAAAACAAGUCAAAAAGACACUGAAGGAGUGAAUAUUUGGACAGUCACGACGACAGGAAGUUCUUCAAAACUCACCGCUGGUCAAAAACGGGAACUUGGAGGGACUUAUGUGAGGGUUUUCGCGGACUUUUUCACGGAUUGUAAACUCUGGAGUAGCAGGAGCUUAACCAGCUAGCGUUACGGAGGCUGUCGUGCUGUUUUCAAAGUGCGGCGAGUAAGGAGCCGACAGACCUCCGAGGCGACCCAGCUUCAACCGCGGAUCCGCUUCGUAGCUCGUUUACCGAGACCUCGGCAGGCGACGAUCGGCAGAUCUGCGGGCCGCGGUCGAAGGCGGGGGUUUAUAACCGCUUCUUCGGGCAUCGUGUGCCGCGGCAGGAGUGUGGAGAAACAUGGCAGAUGGUGACAUGCGCCUGGCCGCAAUGUGGCGGACCGUGCAGACCUGAAGCACCGACUUUUCCUCCUACAGUGCUUUCGUUCUCGCACUUUUCUGAACUCAAACACUAUUAAACCGUCACCUAAGACCUGUCUACCGCUGCCCCUCUUGUCCUCGCUCGACAUUUCUUUGGGUUGUUCAGUUGCUUUAACAUACGGGCCACACAGACGGCAGCCAGAGUCUCAGUGCUGGUUUUUACACUUUUAGACAGUCGAUCAACAAAACUGCUGCUCGGAUAAUCUGCCGGUUUUUACACUUUGGUCUACUGGACUGGUUUCCGACUCUUUGGGGGUCAUUUGUGGAUUUUUUUUCUAAAGCUUGGGUGGAGGUAUUUUGUCUUGAGACCUCAGACAUCACGUUGUUUACAAGUGGAGACAGACAGGGGCUCUCCUGAGGAGCUCCUUUGUAACAGUAGCCAGCUAAUCCCUGUUUGUACCCUUCAUAGUACCUUUAUAGCAAAAAAUAAAUUAAAAAAAAUCUGGGUUUGAAUCAGAAAACUUAUAAUUAAUCUGAUAAAUCUGGUACGAAACAAAUCUGUUUUGAUUUCUAUCUUGAGAUAUUGCCUGGUUACACUUUGAGAAGCAGUUGAAAGUAUACUUUUGCAGCAUUAAGCCCACUGACACAUAUUUAAAUUGAGUGUUUAUUAACAGGAAUGGCAUUAUUUUAUACCCAUUUAUGUUCAUGAUUUUUUUUAGUUCAUUUUCAAACGAGCCAAAACCUGUGUAGAUCCAGAUGUUUUGGUGCUCAUUGCCACUCUGCCACUUUUGUUUUUAUUUCAUUCAAACAAAGGGACUCUCAUCCCAGCCCUCCUUCAUUCUAUAUAAAUCGGAAGGUUUAUGAUAGUUACUAUUAAGGAGAUUAUUUGGGUUCCCUAAUCUCCAAUCUGAGGAUUAACCGAGGCUGUUGGUGUGUCCAGAUUAUUACGUCUCUUUUCUAGGCCCCUCAGUGGGUGAAGCAUCUUGUUUUUGUGUCUGGAAGUUUUUUUUUGUUUGUUUUGUUUUGUUUCUUUUUUAGCGCAUCAUCCGCUCAAAGUUACCUUUAAACUUUAAAAGUAAAUGUUUUAAGUGGUUCACCUCUUUGUGGUUGAGUGGAAGUUCAGCGGACAGCCAUGGAGGAGUCAUCGGUGCCUCCGAUUGACCCAGAUUUUGAGCCGCAGAGCAGACCCCGCUCCUGCACGUGGCCGCUGCCGAGACCCGACAUCUCGGCUGUCAAACCGGAGGGGGCGGAUGGCACCGAGUCCGCCGCCGGUACCCCGCCCGCCGACGAGGACAAGCCCGAGCCGCAGCAAAUCACGUCCGAGCCCGAGAAGGCUGCGGCGGCGGCCGAGGGCGGGGUGGUGGCCGGCGUGGGCGGAGCCGGCGCGACUCCCCGCAAAGGAUCAUCCAGGCGCAACGCGUGGGGGAACCAGAGCUACGCAGACCUGAUCAGCCAGGCCAUCGAGAACUCACCUGAGAAGAGGCUGACCCUGGCGCAGAUCUACGAGUGGAUGGUGAAAACAGUGCCUUACUUCAGAGACAAGGGAGACAGCAACAGCUCAGCGGGCUGGAAGAAUUCCAUCCGCCACAAUUUAUCACUCCACAACAAGUUUUUGAGGGUACACAAUGAAUCAACAGGAAAGAGCUCCUGGUGGAUGCUCAACCCGGAGGGAGGGAAGACCGGGAAAGCUCCUCGCCGCCGAGCCGCCUCCAUGGACAACAGCAGCAAACUGCUGAAGAGUCGCAUGAGGGCCAAGCAGACAAAGAAGCAGGCGGGAGCGGCUGGCCUCGGGGGCGCCGGAGGGGCACUGCAGGGUGACGGCAGCACGGGGUCAGCAGGUACUGACAGUCCUAAUUCAUCUCAGCAGUUUCCCAAAUGGGGGGUCAACAGCAGUAGCCCCUCAUCCCGCGGCAGCCUGGACGACACUGACAUGUGGACCACCUUCCGUCCACGCACAAGCUCUAACGCCAGCACCCUGAGCGGACGUCUGUCCCCCAUCGCUCCUGGACAAGAGGAUGACGACAACCUGCCUGAGGACGGACUGCUGGGAAGAUACGCUGCCAGCAGUUUGACCCCUACCCUCACCGAGACCCUCAUGGAGGAGCUGGAUCUGAUCGACGGCCUCACACUGAUGACUGGGCAGCAGGGUGGGGCCAGUCCCAGCACAGCCCCACCGGCGCCUCCCACUCCGCUGCCCUCUGCCUCCACCCUGCUGCCUCGAGGAUCCAGCUUCUCCUCCUUCCCUCAGCUGCAACCAUCCAGCCUCCCACAGGCCUCCACCCACACUGGGACCCAGGCGUCCAUCUCUCAGUGCGGACCCAGCAGCAAAGAGCCGUCGACUUUCAGCAACUCCCUCUUCAACCCCAUGUCCAGCUCCGGGUCUCGUGGGAGUGGCCACUACAGCACCCAUGUGCCCUCCAGUCUGGAAGCACUGCUCACCUCUGACUCCCCUCCUCCCAGUGAUGUCAUGAUGACCCAGGUGGACCCCCUCAUGCCCAAUCCUGGUGGGGUGGGCCUGAUGGGUUUGGGCACAUCCGUGGUGGGCCUGAGGGCCAAACCCAGUCAGCUCCUUUUGGGUAAAGGGCUGGAGCCAAACACAGUGGCCCCCAUGGCGCUGCAGGGUCAGAUGCAGCCUCAGCAGCAGCACCACCUUCACCAGCAGCAGCCGCACCAGCAGCAGCAGCAGUCACAGCCACAACAACAACACCAGCAUCACUCUCAGAUGGGGUUGGGGAUGAUCCUCUCAGGUAUGUCUCAGGACCUGUCCCAGCUCUCCGCUCUCAAAGCCCAGCAUGCCACGGUGCCAGCUGUGGGCUCCCAUCACGGAGGGCCCGUGGCCUCAGCCACUCUUGGCACAAGUCUGCAGGCGAUGGGUCAGUUCGGAGCUCCGUCCUGCUUCCCCACCGGUCAGGACCGACUGCCCACAGACUUGGACAUAGACAUGUUCACGGAAAACCUGGAUUGUGACGUGGACUACAUCAUCAACAGUGACCUCAUGGAUGGAGACAGCAUUGAUUUCAACUUUGACCCCAUACUGCCUGGAGGCCAAGGCUACGCAGGCCCGGCCACCACACAGGGCUCCGCUCACAACUGGGUCCCCAGCUAAUUCCUCAGCUGACCACACAAAGUUAGCCAGGAACUGAUCUCCAAUCAAGAUGACCUCACAAUACGACAAAACAACCGGUGCAUUCCUCCUCCCUGCUGAUUUUCAACACGACGCUUCUCUCAGACUUUAAAGAGAAAACCAGACCUCAUUCAUGUCAUGUGCCAAGACAUGCAGAGGACAGGGAGGGGAUUCAGGCUACUAUGCACAGUUUUUCUCCCGUUUUUUUUUUUUUAAAUAACACUUUCAACGAUUUGGCUGCUAGCCAUUUUUAUCCUUUAAUCCGAUUUUUUAAAGACGUGUGAAAUAAUGUUUUUAGAGUGAAAAGACAAAUCAGGAGCGCCCCCUCUGCUGGGAGUUUAUAUUACAGUUACCUUUCACCAGAAUAGCUUUAGGGUCGAUGCGGUACCCCUGAUCUUGAUCUUGGCUUUGGUGUUGUAGACUCGACGGACUGUGCGUUUGGAGAAAUGGCCAGUUUUCCAUCGACACUCGCUUUGCGUGACUUGCCAGACCAAAUGCUGUUUGAUCGUGUGAAUGAGGUGCACCUACUGUGCUGCAGCAGCACCUCGUCUCACAAGGACAUGUUUCUUCGUAGGAAGGCGGUAAAAACUUUGAGGACUGUGACUGAUAAAGAGUGGACAAUUGGAGGCAUAAAACGUUUGAUUGAGCAUUGGCUACACAUCUCGCCCUGUUGUGUACUUGGACUACGAUUAUAUGUACGAUUCAAUUUCUCACUUUAGAGAAAAAAAGUUAAAAGUUUUUUUUUCAGUUAUAUUUGGUGAUUCAGUUAAGAAGAGGGUAUGUUUUUGCAGUUUGGCAUUUUUGACUUCAAUCCAGUGUGUUAAGGUAGAUGUCAGUUAGAUGGUGUUUUUUUUUUUUUUUUAAACCCUGAUGUGCAGUUAAACUAACACAAAUGAAGAAAUGUGAUUUGUGACAUACAUGGGGCAUUCAAGGGUAAAUUUAUUUGCCAACAAGUGAUUGGUUGGCCAAGUAUUAUAUUGUCUUAAACAGCAACAUGCCUCCACUGUUAAAUGGUCUACCUGAUUUUUUUUCUUCCUUCUUUUGAUUCAGUUUUCUUUUUUCCUCUCGAGCCUGUGCAUUUUCAAAGCACUUCGGUCUCCUGCGACACAGGGACCCCAAACAAAGAGAAUACAUCCACAUUAGGGUUAUACCAUUUCAUUAUAAAAGAGUUUAAAUCCUGUUAAAAAAAACAGACAAAAAAGACAAAAAAAAAAACAUGUAAUGUACACGUUGCACAUGUACAU